AAAGCUGCGCUGGCACAGCUUCCAGAACUCGCACCGGCCCAGCCUGAACUCUGCCUCCCUGGAGAUCAACCGCCAGUCCUCUGCCCAGCUCAACCUGCUCCAGAAGUGCUCCCUGCUCCGGCUCACGGCCAUCAUGGAGAAGUACUCAGUGCCCCACAAACAAGCCUGGACGUGGACUGUGCCCAAGUUCAUGAAGCGGAGUAAAGUCCCCGACUACAGGGACAAGAUGGUCUUCGGGGUGCCGCCCAUCAUCAAUGUGCAGCGGACGGGGCAGCCCCUUCCCCAGAGCAUCCAGCCUGCUCCUCCCUGGCAGGUCGGGAUUUUCCGAAAGUCAGGGGUGAAGUCCCGGAUCCAGGCGCUCCGGCACAUGAACGAAACCAGCCCCGACAACGUCAACUACGAGGGGCAGUCGGCAUACGACGUGGCAGACCUGCUGAAGCAGUAUUUCCGCGACCUGCCCGAGCCCAUCUUUACCAGCAAGCUGACGGACACCUUCCUGCAGAUCUACCAGUUCGUGUCGAAGGAGCAGCGGCUGCAGGCGGUACAGGCGGCUGUGAUCCUCAUGCCGGACGAGAACCGGGAGGUGCUGCAGACCCUGCUCUACUUCCUCAGCGACAUCGCUUCCGCUGAGGAGAACCAGAUGACUGCCGGCAACCUGGCUGUGUGCCUGGCCCCCUCCCUCUUCCACCUCAACGUGUCCAAGAAGGAGAGCACCUCGCCCAGGGUGAUCCACAAGCGGGGCACCAUGGGGAAGCCCGACCAGAAGGACCUCAACGAGAACAUGGCCGCGACGCAGGGGCUCUCCCACAUGAUCACCGACUGCAAGAAGCUCUUCCAGGUCUCCCACGACAUCCUGCUCCAGUUGAGCAGCUCCUACAUGGCAGCAGAUGCCUACCCCCAUCCCCUGGCUGACAUUGUGCGUCAGGGGGAAAGCAAGGAUUUGCACUCCUACUUUGAGCAGAGUGUCCAGAACCUGCUCAAAGAGUCGUCGGAGAAAUUCAAGGGGUGGCUGAGCACAUCAGGGCCCCUGAACACAGAGCUCUCCUGCAAAAAGGUUGGGGAUGGGAACCCUCUGCGCUUGUGGAAGGUCUCCACAGACAUGGAGGCACCUCCCAGCGCGGUGCUGCACCGGGUGCUUCGGGAGCGUCACCUGUGGGAUGAGGACCUGCUGCAGAGCAGAGUGCUGGAGGCGCUGGACAAGAACAUGGAGGUGUACCACUUCGUGACGGACCGCAUGGCCCCCCACCCACGGAGGGACUGCGUGGUGCUCCGGCGCUGGCGCACAGACCUGCCGCGGGGAGCACCCUGCCUGCUCAUCUCCAUCUCGGUGGAGCACGACAAGCUGCCGGCCGAGGGAGGUGUCAAAGCUGUUGUGCUGACAUCCCAGUACCUCAUUGAGCCUGGCACCAUGGGACGCUCCCGGGUCACCCACAUCUGCAGAGCCGACCUCAGGGGCCGCUCUCCCGAGUGGUAUAACAAGGUCUUCGGGCACCUCUGUGCCAUGGAGCUGGUGAGGAUCCGAGAAUCCUUCCCCACCCUGAGUCCCAGCGGCCCUGAGACGAAGAUCUGA
Molecule: messenger RNA, 1570 nt
Organism: Pterocles gutturalis (yellow-throated sandgrouse)
Lineage: Eukaryota; Metazoa; Chordata; Aves; Pterocliformes; Pteroclidae
Gene: STARD8
Product: StAR-related lipid transfer (START) domain containing 8
Biological process (GO): regulation of Rho protein signal transduction; actin cytoskeleton organization; signal transduction
Molecular function (GO): GTPase activator activity; lipid binding
Source: RefSeq, a predicted model, not a curated record